GGCUAUUGACCAACCGAGAUCAUUCGACAUGUUGCAGGGCUCUGAUAUCAUUGCAUGGGCACUGUAGUUGAGUUAUCCGGAAUAUUCCUAUCCUCAGGUUGAGUAUGAGUGCCUGGAGCAAGAUAUAAAGGACUGAAUCCGAGGGAGCAUUCCCCUGUCAUCCUCACUGUCAUCCAUCAGAACUUCAUCAUGGCUGCUUCUGUGAUCUCCCUGAUUCAAAGCCUGAACUUGGACUUCAAGACCUUUUGGAGAUGGAUCCCAUCUCGCCACUAUUCGAGCGACGCAGUCGACACGCCGGUGACAUGGGAGAGGCAUCAAAACCUCUAUGCCCGGCCCUUUGAUCCCUUUGAGCAGUUCUUCAGCGACUACUGCGCUCACCCUGAUCGACCCGGGUUCCGUAGCCUGGAUGUGGUUGCCACCGUCAGCGUUAGCUUUGCAACCAAACCACCACCGCCAGCAGAGCUGAUCAAGAUCAUCAAAAACGCAUGGAUGAGAAUGCGGUACCUUCACCCUAGCCUUGCGGCCGAAUCCACCCGAGCCGGAUUCCAAUACGCCCCCUUUACCAGCCGGCUGUCUGUAGAGGAGUGGGUGGAAGACACCUUUGUCCUCUCCUCACCGGAGUAUGGACAAGAGCUGGGCGUCCCCGCCUCGAGAUCCUCCAGCAGGGUGAAACUGUACUAUCUGCCCAGCCAGGACGGAUUCCGCCUCACCCUGUGCGCAGACCAUAUGGUCCUGGACGGGCAGGGGACGGGCUUCCUCUUCCACGACUUGUUCACCGAAAUGGCGCGUCUGGAGGCUGGCGGUCAGGUGAUCCACGAGCCACUUGGGGCUGACCUCCAGAGACUGCCGUGUGGCUCGUUCGACACGCUGGGAAUUUCCGCCCGGCAACAGGAGCUGCUUCCUCCCUUGUCGCUGCCUCCUCUUCGCCCAGACGCAAAGGCAUUCGAGACUCUCCCCGUCACGAAGAAUGCCGCUCUUGCCGCUGACCAGCCUGGCAUCGGUCGGACGCAGGCCUGGACUCUCUCUGAAGAGGAAACCAGCGCUUUGUUCCGUGCGAUCAAGGCCCAGGGGCUCCGGUUCACCCCCUUCGUCCAUGCCGCCAUUCUCCAUGCCGAACGGAAGAUGAACGGUCGCCAGCUUCCCGCCAACACCACCUACGGAACCUCCCUCAUCUUCGACAUCCGUAACCAGUGCCGGGAUUCCCAUACUGCAGCCCUCCGGAUUGGAUUCUGGCCGAUCCAACUCAAGCUGGGAGACAGUAUCCGCCAGACCGCGCACCAGCUGAACUACGAAUACACGAGACUCGCGCAGAACAAAGCAGCCGCCAUUCUGAAGAUGGUGCCGUAUCUGCGCCAGGCAGCGUCUGUAUAUGCCGCGUAUACAGAGUCCAUCCAUAGCUUUAUCGGCGAUUACUCCCUGAAAGUGCGUGAGCAGUAUGGGUCGUUCCGUGUGCAGGAUAUCUCGGCCGUGGCGCAGCCAACGGACCAGCGCGUCUAUGUCGGGAUCCAGACUUUUAGGGACCGGCUGACAUUUAAUGUGGCGUAUAACGAUGCCUUUCAUGAUGCUGCACAGGUGGAAGAGUUUCUCAACUUGCUGAGGGAGACUAUCAAGGUUUGAUACUGUCAAGAGAGACUACAUGGCUACAUAAGAGACUGGAAGUAGAGUAGCAUGCUAUAGAAUGACAUGGAUUUGAACAGCCA
Molecule: messenger RNA, 1700 nt
Organism: Penicilliopsis zonata CBS 506.65
Lineage: Eukaryota; Fungi; Ascomycota; Eurotiomycetes; Eurotiales; Aspergillaceae
Exons: 1
Coding region: 190-1617 (475 amino acids)
Source: RefSeq, a predicted model, not a curated record